Messenger RNA from Salpingoeca rosetta, 1347 nucleotides. RefSeq lists its product as uncharacterized. The record is from RefSeq and is a predicted model, not a curated record. Lineage: Eukaryota; Choanoflagellata; Craspedida; Salpingoecidae. Gene Ontology annotation, molecular function: protein binding. The coding region runs from base 175 to 1347 and encodes 390 amino acids. The transcript has 12 exons.
CAAACAACAAACGACCAGCGGAGGAUGAGGAAACUGGGUGGUGGUUGUGGUUGUUGUUGUGGGAGGUGGGCGUUGGCGAACGAGAACAAGAAGGGCAGCAUGGCUGAUCGUGGUGGUCGUGGUUGUCGUGGUGUGGUGGGUGUCGCAGUGGUGAUGGUAGUAGUGUCGGUAUUGAUGGGAGCCGUGUGUUUGCCGUCGCCGGUGGCUGCCACCUGCAGCUCAGCAUGUCCACCAGGGCAAGGUUGUGGCGCCUCUGGAGAGAUUGGCACGUCCUGUGUGGACUGCGACCCGGGAUUCUGGUCCAGCAGCACAGAUACCACGGCAUGCACCGUCUGUGCAGACUGCACCUUCCUCCCCAACCACUUUGAGGAGGAGGCGUGCACGACAACGUCCGACACAGUGUGCACGGAGUGUCGCACAUGCACGAGCGAGGAGUACAAGACUGCCGACUGCACCGACACCACGGACACUCAGUGCGAGGCAUGCAUUCAGUGUGACUUUGGCGAGGUUGAGUCUCGGGCGUGCGGUGGCUCUGACGGUACACAGAAUCGCGAGUGCCGCGCGUGCUCCGGGAACGAAUACCACGCCCACCCAACCGACACCGCCUGCAGCUUCUGUUCGCAGUGCACCGCUGACCAAUAUGAGGCCGCAACGUGCACUCCCACAUCCGACCGGCAGUGCUUCAACAUCACAACUUGCACAGACGCGCAGUAUGAGACGGUGGCGCCAACAGCGACGAGCGACCGCAACUGCACGGACUGCACAGACACAUGUCCACAGGGGCAAUACAUCGGAGUUCCUUGCUCUGCCUCCGUUGACGCCGCCUGUACGCCGUGCACGACGGUGGACGCGUGUGGCGCCGACGAGUUUCUUGAUGGUUCAUGCGGGGGUCACAGCAACACCGUCUGCCGCAUGUGCACCACCUCGUGUCCGCCAGACCACUACAUUGCAGCCAACUGCACGUCGUACAACGACACCAUGUGCCUUCCGUGUCUGCGUGAUGACGACUGCCCCGACGGACAAGUGGCGCUCGGGUCCUGCUCCCUCCACAGCAACACCUUCUGUGCGCCCACGCCGCCGCCGUCACCGGUCCCGAUUUCCACCGAUGCCACGCCCUCAGAUGAUGCAAUCAACUACAUCACGAAGCAGAACCCGUCCGCGCUCCUCCGCCUCAAGUCCGCGCUGCAGCCGUGCACCACAUGCCAGUCCGCGCCCAUGACGGCAUUUGGAAACGCGCCCCUCAUCCUGGACGUGGACGGCGUGGCAACAGGUGUUGAUGAUGAUGAUGAUCUUCGAGCAUGCGAUGAUGCCAGCGCGAUUGCUGCAAUAUCGGGGUCCCUUUAUUGA